This is a messenger RNA of Tupaia belangeri chinensis (Chinese tree shrew), 4101 nucleotides long. It is a transcript of the gene CASZ1, whose product is annotated as castor zinc finger 1. Gene Ontology annotation, biological process: regulation of neuron differentiation; positive regulation of transcription by RNA polymerase II. The record is from RefSeq and is a predicted model, not a curated record. Gene Ontology annotation, molecular function: DNA-binding transcription factor activity, RNA polymerase II-specific; RNA polymerase II transcription regulatory region sequence-specific DNA binding. Lineage: Eukaryota; Metazoa; Chordata; Mammalia; Scandentia; Tupaiidae. Gene Ontology annotation, cellular component: nucleus.
AGUUUGGGACCAAAGAGAGGAGAAUGGAUCUUGGAACAGCUGAAGGCACCCGGUGCUCCGACCCACCUGCCGGCAAGCCCGCAAUGGCAGCCAAGCGCAAAGGCGGCCUGAAGCUCAAUGCGAUCUGCGCCAAACUGAGCCGCCAGGUGGUGGUGGAGAAAGGAGCAGAGGCAGGCCCCCACACCGAGGGCAGCUCACUGCAGCCCCAGGACAAAGAACGCAGUGGUCCCGAGUCGGGGGUGGCCCGGGCCCCGCGUAGCGAAGAAGACAAGAGGAGGGCAGUGAUCGAGAAGUGGGUCAAUGGAGAGUACAGCGAGGAGCCAGCACCCACACCUGUGCUGGGGCGGAUUGCCCGGGAGAGCCUGGAGCUGCCACCUGAGGGUGUCUAUAUGGUACAACCCCAGGGCUGCAGUGACGAGGAAGACCAUGCACAAGAACCCUGCAAGGAUGGCAGCAUCCUGGAAGAGAAGGACUCGGAUGGGGCAGCUUCCAAGGAGGACAGCGGCCCCAGUGCCAAGCAGGCUUCAGGAGAGGCCUCCUCGCUACGGGACUACGCGGCCUCCACCAUGACCGAGUUCCUGGGUAUGUUUGGCUACGAUGACCAGAACACAAGGGACGAGCUGGCCAAGAAGAUCAGCUUUGAGAAGCCGCAUUCGGGCUCCACCCCUGAGGCGGCCACCUCCUCCCUGCUGCCCACGUCCGACGACACUCUCAGUAAGCGGGCACGUUUCUCCAAGUAUGAGGAGUACAUCCGCAAGCUCAAGGCCGGUGAGCAGCUCUCCUGGCCAGCCCACGGCACCAAGGCUGAGGAGCGGGCAGGAAAGGAGGCAGUGGGCCCCCUGCCCAGCCUGCGGCUACCCAGCAACACAGCACAUCUGGAGACCAAGGCCACCAUCCUGCCCCUGCCGUCACACAGCAGUGUCCAGAUGCAGAACCUGAUGGCCCGUGCCUCGAAGUACGACUUCUUCAUCCAAAAACUGAAGACGGGCGAGAACCUGCGGCCCCAGAAUGGGAGCACCUACAAGAAGCCAUCCAAGUAUGACCUGGAGAACGUCAAGUACCUGCACCUCUUCAAACCCGGGGAGGGUAGCCCUGACAUGGGCGGGGCCAUCGCCUUCAAGACGGGCAAGGUGGGGCGCCCCUCCAAGUACGACGUCCGGGGCAUCCAGAAGCCAGGCCCCGCCAAGGUUCCGCCUGCCCCCAGCCUGGCUCCUGCACCCCUGGCCAGUGUACCCAGUGCUCCCAGCGCCCCUGGGCCAGGGCCCGAACCAUCUGCCUCCCUGUCCUUCAACACUCCCGAGUAUCUGAAGUCAACUUUCUCCAAAACAGACUCCAUCACUACGGGGACCGUCUCCACCGUCAAGAAUGGAUUGCCCACAGAUAAACCAGCUGUCACCGAAGAUGUAAACAUUUACCAGAAAUAUAUUGCCAGGUUCUCAGGCAGUCAGCACUGCGGCCACAUCCACUGUGCCUACCAGUACCGCGAGCACUACCACUGCCUUGACCCCGAGUGCAACUACCAGCGGUUCACAAGUAAGCAGGACGUGAUCCGGCAUUACAACAUGCACAAGAAGCGCGACAACUCCCUGCAGCACGGCUUCAUGCGCUUCAGCCCACUGGACGACUGCAGUGUCUACUACCACGGCUGCCACCUCAAUGGGAAGAGCACCCACUACCACUGCAUGCAGGUGGGCUGUAACAAGGUGUACACGAGCACCUCCGACGUGAUGACCCAUGAAAACUUCCACAAGAAGAACACCCAGCUCAUCAAUGAUGGCUUCCAGCGCUUCCGAGCCACCGAGGACUGUGGCACAGCCGACUGCCAGUUCUACGGGCAGAAAACCACACACUUCCACUGCAGGCGCCCCGGCUGCACAUUCACCUUCAAGAACAAGUGUGACAUCGAGAAGCACAAGAGCUACCACAUCAAGGACGACGCCUACGCCAAGGAUGGCUUCAAGAAGUUCUACAAGUACGAGGAGUGCAAGUACGAGGGCUGCGUGUACAGCAAGGCCACCAACCACUUCCACUGCAUCCGCGCCGGCUGCGGCUUCACCUUCACUUCCACUAGCCAGAUGACCUCGCACAAGCGCAAGCAUGAGCGCCGGCACAUCCGCUCCUCCGGUGUGCUGGGGCUGCCGCCCUCGCUGCUGGGCGCCAAGGACACGGAGCAGGAGGAAUCGAGCAACGAUGACCUCGUCGACUUCUCUGCCCUGAGCAGUAAGAACUCCAGCCUGAGCGCCUCCCCCACCAGCCAGCAGUCCUCCGCAUCCCUGGCCACCGCCACCGCCACCACCGAGGCCGUGCCCAGCACCACCAAGCCUCCCAAUAGCAAGAUCUCGGGGAUGCUGCCCCAGGGUCUGCCUGGCUCCAUCCCCCUGGCGUUGGCUCUCUCCAAUUCAGGGCUGCCUACCACCGCACCCUAUUUCCCCAUCCUCGCGGGCCGUGGGAGUACCUCCCUGCCUGUGGGUGCCCCCGGCCUCCUGGGUGCCAUGUCUUCUGGGGCAGCAGUUUUGGCAACCCCCGACACGCCAGCUCUGGUCGCCUCGGGAGCUGGUGACUCGGCCCCAGCUGCUGCUGCCUCUGUCCCAGUGCCCCCGGCCUCCAUCAUGGAGAGGAUCUCUGCAAGCAAGGGCCUCAUCUCGCCCAUGAUGGCCAGACUGGCUGCGGCCGCCCUCAAGCCCUCUGCCACCUUUGACCCAGGAAGCGGGCAGCAGGCCACCCCAGCCAGGUUCCCCCCGGCCCAGGCGAAGCAGGAGCCUGGUGAGAACACGGGUGCCCCGGGCCCCCACGAGGCCUCCCAAGACCGCAGUCUAGAUCUGACUGUGAAGGAGCCCAGUAAUGAAUCAAAUGGCCACGCAGUCCCGGCAAAUUCAUCUCUUUUAUCCUCGCUUAUGAAUAAGAUGUCUCAGGGCAACCCCAGCCUCGGCAGCCUGUUGAAUGUCAAGACAGAAGUGGAGGGGAGCCCUGCUGUAGAGUCCUCGCCCUUCCUGGGCAAGGCUAUGAAGGCCCUUGUUCAGGAGAAGCUGUCCGAGCCCUGGAAAGUUUACCUUCGCAGGUUUGGUACCAAGGACUUCUGCGACGCCCAGUGUGACUUCCUCCACAAGGCCCAUUUCCACUGCGUGGUGGAGGAGUGUGGAGCACUCUUCAGCACCCUGGACGGGGCCAUCAAGCAUGCAAACUUCCACUUCCGGACGGAGGGAGGAGCUGCGAAGGGCAACUCAGAGGCUUCCUUCCCAGCCUCUGCGGCUGACACCAAACCUUCCCUGGCUCCCUCUUCCCCUCCGGCACCUCCCGUCACCACAGCCGCCAUGUCCUCUCUGGAGGGGCCCACUCCCAGCCAGGCCUCCGUGCCCUCCACCCCCACCCUGCUCGCCUGGAAGCAGCUGGCUUCCACCAUACCCCAGAUGCCUCAGAUUCCAGCGUCAGUGCCUCACCUGCCCGCUUCACCCUUGGCAACCACCUCUCUAGAGAACGCCAAGCCCCAGGUCAAACCCGGAUUCCUCCAGUUCCAGGAGAAUGAUCCUUGCCUCGCAACGGACUGCAAGUAUGCCAACAAAUUCCACUUCCACUGUCUCUUUGGGAACUGCAAGUACGUCUGCAAAACCUCCGGCAAGGCCGAAUCCCACUGCCUGGACCACAUCAACCCCAACAACAACCUGGUGAACGUGCGAGACCAGUUUGCUUACUACUCUCUGCAGUGUCUCUGUCCCAACCAGCACUGCGAGUUCCGAAUGCGUGGGCACUACCACUGCCUCCGGAGUGGCUGCUACUUUGUGACCAACAUCACCACCAAGCUGCCAUGGCACAUAAAGAAGCAUGAGAAAGCUGAGCGGCGGGCAGCCAAUGGAUUCAAAUACUUCACCAAGCGCGAGGAGUGUGGCAGGCUAGGUACCUAUGGCCAGGGCUGGGGACCAGGGACUUCCUGCAGGCAGCAGGGCUAUAGGUCAGCCCCUGAGCCUUGGUGGCCUGGUCGCUUCUCCUGAUACUCACCUCUUGCUUGCCCCCAUCAGGCCCCAUGUUUUGUUCAAGAUGUCACUGAUACCGUAGGCUAAGCCCUAUCAAACUCCAAAUGACCCAGAGCAAGGGUGAGGGUAACUC